AUGAAUAACUCUCAAUUCCGCAAACUAGUCCUCGAUACACCCGCGCGGCAAUCCUCUUCAUCCUCACCAUCAGGAACCCAAUCUAAGAAUGGCGUCCAAAACACGCCAGCGCUGGGCUCGCGCAUGCGAAAUUCGAUUCCCAUGACGCCACGGACUGUUGGAGGCUACUCAAGCUCUAACGAAUUCGCGCGCCAGCUAGCAGAACGAAAUUCCUCCUCCUCAACCCAAAAGAAGUUCAAAUCUUCUGCAGCGCCGAAAGGCACAAAAUUUGGAAGUGGGUAUGUGGAUCGUGCGAAAGCCCGGGAGGGAGGGGAGGGGGAAGAGGACCAGGAAGAUGACAAGGUGACAAGGGUUAAAGCGCUGGAGGAGAUGAUGAAAUUAGGGCAGAUUGAUGAAUCUACGUUUGUUAAGUUGAGAGAAGAGAUUUUAGGGGAUGAGGUGGGCAUGGAUAGGGCUAAGUUGGUCAAAGGACUAGAUUGGCGGUUGUUGGAACGAGCGAGGAAAGGGGAGGUGGGGGUUUUGGAUGUGCUGGAACGGAAGACUACGGGCAAAGUCGAAAGUCCCGAACAGGAGGAAAAGGAUGAAGAUAUUGAUGAUGAGUUUGAUAAGUUGGAGGAUAAAGAAGUUCGGGCUGUUGUUAAGGAGAAGGUCGCUAAAAAGGGGGAGAUGGCCCCCCCAGAGCUCACCGGAAGGAAAAGAACUAGGGAUCAGAUACUUGCAGAGUUAAAGGCUACACGUCUAGCAGCAAAAGCAGCUGCUCAGCCUUCUCUAGGGGCAAAGUUCAAGAAAGUCGGCGAGCCGAGAGCUCAGUCAAGGAUCGAGAGGGACAGCAAGGGAAGGGAGGUACUAAUCACGAUUGAUGAGCAUGGGAAUGAGAAGAGGAAAGUUAGGAAGGCGCCCCUUCUAGAUCCCCAGGUUGAAAAAGCCAACGGUCUCUUGAUGCCAGACAAGGAUGCGAAGCCUUUGGGUAUGGAGGUCCCUGAGAUUCCGAAGGCGCCAGCGGAGGAUGAGGAAGACAUCGAUAUUUUUGAUGAUGUAGGGGAUGAUUACGAUCCUUUGGCGGGGUUGGAGGAUGAUAGCGACAGCUCCGAGGAGGAAGAAGGUGAGUUAUCUGAGCGAGAUAAAGUAGUGGAAGCAGAUAUACAAGAGAAGUCGGAACGAGAUAAGGAUGCGAUGCCUCCUCCGCCACCCGCCCAGGAGCAAAAAAUACGAAAUUACUUUGGAUCCUCCUCUGAUACAGGUAUUACAACCACCGAUGCACUAUCCUCCCAGCCGAAAGCACUCAACGAUCCAACUCUCCUCGCAGCGCUCAAGAAAGCUUCUACACUACACCCGAUUUCUAAAGAACCAGCGAACGACGAGGAGGCAGCGAGGGCGGCGAAACGAAGGAAAAUGUUACAGCUGGACGACCGAGAUGCGCAGGAUAUGGAUCUCGGCUUUGGAAGUAGCCGUUUUGAAGAUGAGGAGGAUAUGGAGGAGAAGAAGGUCAAGCUAAGUCAGUGGGGCGCUGAUGAGGAGGAUGGGGAACGCGGUGGUGAUGGGAAAGGAAAAAGAAAACGGGGCCCGAAGAAGAGGAAAGGGGAUGGGGAUAACUCUGCAGAUGUACUGAAGGUGUUGGAGAGGAGGAAAGGGGCCGGUUCGUAG
This is a messenger RNA of Venustampulla echinocandica, 1644 nucleotides long. RefSeq lists its product as uncharacterized. The transcript is spliced from 2 exons. Gene Ontology annotation, biological process: mRNA splicing, via spliceosome. Lineage: Eukaryota; Fungi; Ascomycota; Leotiomycetes; Helotiales; Pleuroascaceae. The coding region runs from base 1 to 1644 and encodes 547 amino acids. Gene Ontology annotation, cellular component: nucleus. The record is from RefSeq and is a predicted model, not a curated record.